GGAAACGACUAUACUGAUUCUCUUCUCAGUCGUUCUAACAGGACAAGUGUUACAAAGCAGCUAAAAAUGAGUCUGACCGCAAAGGACAAGAGCCUGAUAACGGGAUUCUGGCAGAAGAUCUCCAGCAAGGCUGAUGACCUCGGAGCCGAGGCUCUGUCAAGAACGAUCGUAGUCUUCCCUGCUACGAAAGUAUACUUUUCUCACUGGCCUGACCUUGGACCUGGCUCUCCCUCUGUCAAGAAACAUGGCAAGGUCAUCAUGGCAGCUGUUGGCGAUGCUGUCGGCAAAAUGGAUGACCUUGUCGGUGCACUAAGUGCACUCAGUGACCUGCAUGCUUUCAAAAUGCGCAUCGACCCUGGCAACUUCAAGACGUUGUCCCACAACCUCCUGGUGGCUUGCGCGGUCAACUUCCCGGCUGAUUUCACCGCUGAGGUGCAUGUGGCAAUGGAUAAAUUCCUUGCAGCUGUGGGUGCAGCUCUGUCAGACAAAUACCGAUAAGAUGUCAUCCACUGGCAGCUUUGUUAAAUGCCGUCUGCCAAGCAAACUCAAUUCAAAGAAACGAACAAAAAUAAAAGUUCUUUCCAGAA
Molecule: messenger RNA, 587 nt
Organism: Anguilla rostrata (American eel)
Lineage: Eukaryota; Metazoa; Chordata; Actinopteri; Anguilliformes; Anguillidae
Gene: hbaa2
Product: hemoglobin, alpha adult 2
Exons: 3
Coding region: 67-498 (143 amino acids)
Biological process (GO): hydrogen peroxide catabolic process; oxygen transport
Cellular component (GO): hemoglobin complex; blood microparticle; haptoglobin-hemoglobin complex
Molecular function (GO): peroxidase activity; iron ion binding; oxygen binding
Source: RefSeq, a predicted model, not a curated record